GGCUGCACAGCGGGGGCUUCACUGGAGGGUUGCGCUACUCACUGACAACAUCUCACCUACUACAUCUCUGUGUGUCCGACAUGAGACCAAUGUGGAUCCUGUUGCCCCUCGCUGUGGUGUCUGCACUUCUGUGUGACACUGUCUAUUUGCAAGGUACAGGGAACAUCACUGGAGAUUGCUGCAUUGCAACCCGUGACAGGCGCAUCUCCUCGGGGGUCUUCAAAGCCUAUCGGAUUCAGAGCCAGAAUACGGGGUGCCCCAUAGCCGCUGUGGUGCUCAUCACUAAAAACAACAGGAGUCUGUGUGUCACCCCAGGGCUGAGUUGGGUCAGAAAAUUGAUGAAGAGGUUGGACAAAAUGGGACAGAAAUCAGGAAAAAAGGAAGAAUGCGGCAAGAGGAGCAAGAGAAAGAAUCUUCCAACUGAUGAAUAAUGAGGAUGAGGAUGGAGCAGCAGAACCAGCGACAGCCGUGUGUCUGACCUCGGCAGUGUCUCCAAUGGAAGAUCUCUGGUGGCACCAACCAUGGGUCCAUUCCUUCUCUUCUUUUUAUGCUCAAAAAUCGACUACAAAAUCUUGCCGUUUGUGAUUUUUACUCUUUGGGCUUCUUCUGUUCCUGUUGGGUUUCAUAUAUUUGUGUCGACAAACUCAACAGUUUGCCUCUUGGUAUAUGGGAUUUAUUCCUCUGUGUAUUCAGCCUGAGGCUUCUCUUGCUUAAAGCUUAUGUUGUAAGGAAAUGCUUGGUUCCUAUAUCACACAUUUGUGUAUUAUGGUGCAUAGAUAUCUACUGCUUUGUCUAAUUUAAUGGUAAGGAAUUUAACAUUUUGAAAUCCCCUUUGGACCACAUGAGGGUUUGUAUUGAUUGCAGGUGGGGCGCCAUAUUGGUUUUUUUUUUAUAGAAGAGCCAUUAGUCCCUAACUGCAAAAACACAAGAACAAUGUUUAUAAGUGAAGUUCUGCUGAUGUUUAUUGAGCACACUUAAGCAAUAUGGCAGCUCCAGCUAUGAAUAAACUCAAAUAUGAUUCAAGA
This is a messenger RNA of Xenopus laevis (African clawed frog), 1025 nucleotides long. RefSeq names its product regakine-1-like. The transcript has 4 exons. Lineage: Eukaryota; Metazoa; Chordata; Amphibia; Anura; Pipidae. The record is from RefSeq and is a predicted model, not a curated record. Bases 81 to 431 code for a protein of 116 amino acids.